Messenger RNA from Drepanopeziza brunnea f. sp. 'multigermtubi' MB_m1, 1890 nucleotides. The record is from RefSeq and is a predicted model, not a curated record. Lineage: Eukaryota; Fungi; Ascomycota; Leotiomycetes; Helotiales; Drepanopezizaceae.
AUGGCCGUGGCCAGGGGUCCCGUGGGACGGCACUUCAGAGUAGAGUUCUCCGGGCAUCCCCAUGAGAGGAAAGGGUCGAGAUUCAUUACAGAGAUCAGGGCGGGUCUUGCUACCUUCUUUGCAAUGGCAUACAUCAUCUCCGUCAACGCUUCCAUAGUUGCUGGCAAGUCUGGAGGAACUUGUGUUUGCAUGCCCAGCGAGGACUAUCCUACUGAUAACCACUGUAACAAUAUCGACAACCCAUCGACCCCUGCUUACAAUAGUUGUAAACAAGAGAUUAAUCGGGACAUGGUGACGGCUACAGCAGCAAUUUCGUCCUUGACCAGCUUCUGUAUGGGAUUCUUCGCAAACAUGCCUAUCGCUCUGGCCCCUGGAAUGGGACUGAAUGCCUAUUUCACCUACCAAGUUGUUGGUCCCAAUGGAUCGGGCGUCAUCCCUUAUCGAUUAGCUCUGACUGCUGUUUUUGUGGAAGGCCUCAUCUUUGUCCUUCUGUCGGUAUUCGGACUCAGACAAUGGCUGGCCCGGACGAUUCCACGAAGUUUGAAGAUUGCGAGUGGUGCUGGGAUCGGGCUAUACAUCGCUCUCAUCGGCUUGACCUACGGUUCUGGGAUCGGCGCUAUUACCGGUGGAGCCAGUACCAGUGAGCCUAUAUCUCUGGCUGGAUGUGUCCCCGAACUCCUGGACAGCGAGACCGGAGUUUGUACAGGCCAUAAGAUGCGCAACCCUACAUUGUGGGUUAGUAUCUUCUGCGGGGGAAUCUUCACCGCAUUCUUGAUGAUGUACAGGGUAAAAGGAGCUAUCAUCGCUGGUAUCCUGCUCGUGUCCAUCAUCUCAUGGCCUCGCGGUACCCCGGUCACAUUCUUCCCAGAUACCCCAAAUGGCGAUUCUUCUUUUGAGUUCUUCAAGAAGGUUGUUACGUUCCACCCUAUCAAACAUGUUUUAGUCGCCCAAGACUGGAACAUUGGUGGACCACACACAGGCCAGUUCUUCAUCGCUCUCGCUACCUUUCUAUAUGUCGAUGUCUUGGACUGUACCGGAACACUCUACUCUAUGGCACGGUUCUGCGGGGCCAUGGACGAAGAUACUCAGGACUUCGAAGGCAGUGCCGUCGCUUACCUCAUCGACGCCAUUGGUAUUAGCAUAGGAUCUCUUCUCGGAUGUCCUCCGGUGACAGCCUUCAUCGAAUCUGGAGCCGGUAUAUCAGAAGGUGGCACAACAGGUAUCACCGCCUGUACGACCGGCCUAUGCUUUUUUGUAUCCCUAUUCUUCGCUCCUAUAUUCGCCAGUAUUCCACCUUGGGCAACAGGAUGUACGCUUAUACUUGUCGGCGCAAUGAUGGCCCGCGCCUGUACUGAUAUCAACUGGCGCUAUAUCGGUGACUCUAUCCCGGCGUUUUUAACAAUAGCGCUGAUGCCUUUCACAUAUUCCAUCGCCUACGGUCUCAUUGUUGGCAUAGUCACCUACACAAUUUUGAACACAGGCGCUUGGCUCAUUGCGCAGGCCUCAUGCGGCCGUAUCAUCCCCCACGAUCACGAACACAAGGACUACUGGACUUACAAAGUACGUGGUGGACUCCUACCAGGAUGGAUGAGGCGAGUGGCGAGGGGGAAGAAGGAUUUUUGGCGUGAUUGGGAUUUCGACACUGAGGAGUUGACGGGCGCAGACUCAUAUGUGAUGGCUAGGAAAGUAGAUAGAGACAGUGGCGGAAGUGCGAUGACGGUGCAAGUUGGACCAUCGGAUCAGCCGGUGCCGGUAUCGGUGGCUGGCAUUAUCACAGGGCUUACAGGGGAUCUGAGUUGGGAGCAGCCGAGAGCUGGGUAUUCAAUGCCAAUGGCGGUAGGGAGUAAUGCUGAUUUGAGGGCCCAGGCCGGAUCACCUUUGAGAAGGUGA